Larimichthys crocea (large yellow croaker) is the source of this 2917-nucleotide messenger RNA. It is a transcript of the gene drd4-rs, whose product is annotated as dopamine receptor D4 related sequence. Gene Ontology annotation, biological process: phospholipase C-activating dopamine receptor signaling pathway; negative regulation of cytosolic calcium ion concentration; negative regulation of adenylate cyclase activity. Lineage: Eukaryota; Metazoa; Chordata; Actinopteri; Sciaenidae. The coding region runs from base 1119 to 2351 and encodes 410 amino acids. The transcript has 7 exons. The record is from RefSeq and is a predicted model, not a curated record. Gene Ontology annotation, cellular component: plasma membrane. Gene Ontology annotation, molecular function: G protein-coupled receptor activity; dopamine neurotransmitter receptor activity, coupled via Gi/Go.
UUCAGAUCCUUUUGGACACGGGAAGUGAUGUCAGAGGACACGCCCACAUCUGAUGAUCUGAUCAUCAUGUGACCACCAAUCAUCAACCUCCAUGUCUGUGAAGUGGAGUCAGCACAGGAAGUGAAGACACAAACUGCAGUUCCUCUAACAUCCACUUGAGGCUGGUUCCAGAAGUGAGUCAGUCUCCAUAAGUUCCCAUGUUAAAAGUCUCUACACUGUGUUCCAAAGUAUUAUACUGUUUUUGUUAUUUUUCUCCUCAAUAAUCUAUAUAAUUGGUAGUCAAUAGGAUUAUUAUUUUUUUGCAAAAUAACACAAAAUAGUGUUCCGGAUUAUUCUGAGUUCUCAAACACUACAAUAGUUUCUAAAGGAUUGAAAACAGAAAUCAGUUGUAUUUUUUGCAUUGGGGGUCAUUUUUUCAAAUCAAAGCUAUUUCAAUCAUAAACAAACAAUUUACAGAUGGAGUUACAUAUUAGCACAGGAGCCCUUCUUUGAUAUCACCUUAUCAACUCUCAUCCAUUGUAUUUCCUUUGAGGAUGCCAGAAUGAGGGUGAAUUUUUAUAGAACUCACCUGUUCAAAUUAUAUUACAGCUUAAAGUUAUGCAGAGCAUGGACGCUUUGAUUGACAGGUGGGUUAAACUGUUAAAUUGAUCUGAAUCAAUACACAAAUGAGAAACACCACUGAAGAAGAGAAAGAUCAGAUCAAAGCGGUGAAGAAACAACCAAAGAGAGAGAGAGACGAGGGGUUACAUCACUACUGUCAGCCAAUCACAGAGCUACAAGACAGAGACACACACACACAAACAGAGAGAGAGAGAGAUGAUGGUGUCUGCAUCAUUUUCUAGAUGAGAAAAAAAUGUUUCUUUCAAACAAGAAGCAAUGCAGACAAGAAGAGAAGAAACAGGAUGACGCGAUGAAGACGGAGUAAAUCAGUGAUUUUGCAUGAAGACGAAAACAUUUUACGUUCUUUUGACUACUGAAGAACAGACCUGAUCAUGAUGAGUACACACAAAAAUCUAAAGAAUACAAGCUCAGGCUGUCAGCCUGCUGAGACACACAGAGCACUGAGACAACACCUGGGACAGGUAACAACAAGAUGUUGAGUGCAGCUGUGCUCUAUCAUGGACAAUAUGACACCUGUCAGCCCUCCAGGCGAGAUGGAUCUGAUGGACUACAACUAUCUGGCCUUAGUCCUCGGCGUCCCUCUAAUCCUGGUCAUCAUCCUGGGGAACAUCCUGGUGUGUCUGAGCGUGCUCACUGAGCGCUCCCUGAAAACUGCCACCAACUACUUCAUCAUCAGCCUGGCGGUGGCCGACCUGCUGCUGGCAGUGUUGGUGCUGCCGCUCUAUGUCUACUCUGAGUUUCUCGGAGGUAUCUGGACAUUGAGCACCUCCAUCUGUGAUGCUCUGAUGACCAUGGAUGUAAUGCUGUGUACCGCCUCCAUCCUCAAUCUGUGUGCUAUCAGUGUGGACAGGUACAUCGCAGUGGUGCUCCCUCUGAAGUACAACAGGAACCAGUUCAGUGUCCGUCAGCUAGCUCUCAUCACUGCUACCUGGGUGCUGUCUUUGGGUGUGGCAAGUCCAGUCAUCUUUGGUCUGAACCAGGUGCCGGGUCGGGAUCCAAACGUGUGCAAACUGGAGGAUGAGCGCUUUGUGGUGUACUCGUCCAUCUGCUCCUUCUUCGUGCCUUGUCCUGUCAUGCUCCUCUUGUAUUAUUGGAUGUUUCGAGGUCUGCGGCGUUGGAGCGGUCGCAGUCGAUCUCAGGAAGGUCGAGCCAGUCGUCGAGCUCUCUCAUUACGGCUUGGUUUGGCUUUACGACAUGCUAAAGCCAGGACGACUGGGAGUCAAGGCGAAGUCGUGUACGCCACCCCGGCCAGCCUCAGCCCCACCUCUCCAUCCACUGUCUCUAUGACUACACUCUCAGUGACCCCAGCGAUGGAGCAGCAGCUGGACAGGGCCGUGACAGAGAGCAACCCAAUGACACAGGUGGACACCAUGUCAGACGGUGAGCCCGUGGAGAAGCGAGAGGGAGGAAGCAGGAGAGAGAAAAGCCUGAAGAAGAACUCUGCAAAGAGACGAAGAAGAAACAGUAAGAGCAGCAGAGUAAGCGGGAGAGAACGCAAAGCCAUGAAGGUUCUGCCAGUCGUCGUCGGUGUGUUUCUGGCCUGUUGGACACCUUUCUUCGUCGUCCACGUCACCAAGGUCUUGUGUCAGUCAUGUGACAUCAGCCCCACCCUCAUCUCCGUGGUAACGUGGCUUGGCUAUGUCAACAGCGCCAUCAACCCAAUCAUCUAUACAGCGUUUAACGUUGAGUUCAGGAAUGUCUUUCACAAACUGCUCUGCUGUCAGAUGUGAGACUAAAAUGGUCUUAAACUGACCGUCCUCAGACCAUCUCAGACUAUCCAGUAAUCACAUUACUGUCCAGUAAUCACAUUACUGUCCAUACAGCCCAGAUGCAUAAAAUCUGUAAACAUACAGAAUUGUUAAAUGUCUUUUCAUGUUUUUAAAGGUGGAGUUUAUUUUUGUCGAAAUAUUACACAUGAAAUAUUGUGAACAGGAAAAUGUAUUUUUUGCAAAGGUUAUUAAAGAGGGAAAUGCAUUUUAUUGUGAAAGUGAUCAUGAUGUUGGUAAAUAUUAAACAAAAACAAUUUUAUUGCAUAAACAAGUGAACUGAUGAAACAAGUAUCUCUGAAAGAGGAGGGGGACAACACUGCCUUUCUGUGCUCAAACACCAUAGAAACCACAGGGGUUACCAUGGUAACAUGGUUCAUACAUGUAACCUGCAGUAAACGUGUUCAGACCUCCAUAAAGAAAACAAAGGAUUUAGUUCUGUCUGCACAGUUUCAGCUUUAUUUGAACCACAUUCAUGUUUUGUUUUUAUAAAUUCUCUAAAUAUAUAAAAUAAACUGCAAAUUAUUAAA